AUGCACACUGCCAGCCUGUUUGCCUUGUUGGGUUUCGUUGCCGGUGGACUUUCCCAGAUCGUCGACGGUACUUGGAAGACACUAGCCGAGAUCCCAUAUAAUGUACGCCAGGAGCACUUCGUUGUGGCUCUGGACCAUGAGACAUUCUACAUCAUGGGCGGGAUCAUCCCCACCGACCCAGCUGAGCCCAACGUCACAACCACCAUCAACAUCGUACAGUCGUACAACAUCCCUAGCGACACAUGGUCCAACAGAAGCAGUGUUCCAAUCUCCCUGAACCAUCUCAACGUCGCCGUGGUCAAUGGCAAGAUGUACUCCCUCGGUGGUCUCCAGGUCCUGCCGGAUGCCUGGCACGGCAUCGGGAACAUGUUCGUCUACGACCCGCAGACGGAUGUCUGGACCAAUCUCACCACGACGCUGCCGGACAACACAUUCCGGGGUGCCUCCGUAACUGCCGUCAAGGACGAUGUCAUCUGGAUGGCUGGCGGUGUCAGGCUUCUUGUGCCCGGAGUGGGUGGCUACCACGUGUCGACUUAUAACGUGACGGCCUACAACGUGACGUCUGGCGCCUUCUUGGACCUUCCUGAAGCAGCUGCCAGCUUGCCCGAGGCCCGCGACCAUGGUGUCGGUGGAAUCGUCGGGAACAGGUUGUUCUACGCAGGUGGCCGCAUCAACGGCCAGCCAAACAUGAGGAACACAACCUACUACUUGGACCUUGACGACCUAGAGGCUGGCUGGGUGACCGCGGACUCCCACAUGCCCACCGCCCGGGCAGGGUCAUUCUUCGCCAUCCAGGACGACACGCUUUGGACCUUCGGGGGCGAGGUCAAAUACAACAGCAGCAAUGGCCUGAAUGUCUGGGAUGAGGUUGAGGUCCUGAACACGACUUCCCUCGAGUGGACCUCGCUCACCCCCAUGAAAGUCCCCCGGCAUGGUUGCAACGGGGUGGUGAUCGACGGCGUCAUUUACUUCCCUGGUGGUGGACUUCGCAACAACGCCUGGCCUACCAACUAUACUGAUGCAUAUAUCCUCCCCAGCUUGUGA
Diaporthe citri is the source of this 1044-nucleotide messenger RNA. RefSeq lists its product as uncharacterized. The transcript has a single exon. NCBI's taxonomy places the organism in Eukaryota, Fungi, Ascomycota, Sordariomycetes, Diaporthales, Diaporthaceae. The record is from RefSeq and is a predicted model, not a curated record. Gene Ontology annotation, molecular function: protein binding. Bases 1 to 1044 code for a protein of 347 amino acids.